CGCGCGGUGUUCGUAAACGAGUCGGUGUGCAUCGGAUGUCGCAUGUGCAACCACAGCGCGGCGAAGACGUUCAUGAUGGAACAAGAUUACGGACGCGCGCGCGCGUUUCAACAGUGGGCGGACAGCGAAGAGGACAUUCAGAUCGCCAUAGACUCCUGUCCGGUGGACUGCAUCUCGUGGGUCAACAAGAAGAAUUUGCCCAUACUCGAGUACGCGAUG
Ostreococcus lucimarinus CCE9901 is the source of this 219-nucleotide messenger RNA. RefSeq lists its product with no specific name. The annotation marks the transcript as partial. The record is from RefSeq and is a predicted model, not a curated record. NCBI's taxonomy places the organism in Eukaryota, Viridiplantae, Chlorophyta, Mamiellophyceae, Mamiellales, Bathycoccaceae. The transcript has a single exon.